Mycena indigotica is the source of this 1296-nucleotide messenger RNA. RefSeq names its product Alpha-galactosidase. Gene Ontology annotation, biological process: carbohydrate metabolic process. The record is from RefSeq and is a predicted model, not a curated record. NCBI's taxonomy places the organism in Eukaryota, Fungi, Basidiomycota, Agaricomycetes, Agaricales, Mycenaceae. The transcript has 20 exons. The coding region runs from base 1 to 1296 and encodes 431 amino acids. Gene Ontology annotation, molecular function: hydrolase activity, hydrolyzing O-glycosyl compounds.
AUGAUUCCCUUCACCAGCCUUCAUGGCAUCUCGAUGCUUGCGCUGCUGACCAGCGUUUCCGGACUCAGCAAUGGGGUUGCCAAGCUGCCAGCUUUGGGGUACAACACCUGGAAUGCCUACCAGUGCAAUAUCGACCAGAAUCUGGUCCUUACUACAGCCAAACUUGUCAAAUCCCUCGGCCUUCAGGACGCUGGCUACAUGCAUGUCAACAUAGACGAUUGUUGGUCAGAAAAGAAUCGCUCUGCAUCCGGCGACCUUGUUCCAGACAAAGUUCGCUUUCCAAACAUAACUGCGAUGACGAGUCAAAUCCACUCUCUUGGCUUGCGGGCAGGGAUUUAUGGUGAUUCUGGCUGGUUUACCUGUGCCGGUUAUCCUGGCUCGUUUAUGAAUGAGCUUCGCGACGUUACGCAGUUCCAGGAGUGGGGAUUCGACUACCUCAAAUAUGAUAACUGCGCCAUCCCAUUCGACGACAUUAUCCGCGAAGGCAUUGUCGGCAAAUACCAACGCAUGGCCGAUGCAAUAGCUUCCCUAGCAAAAACGAGCGGCAAGAAACCCUUCAUCUUUUCCCUCUGUGAGUGGGGAUGGAGCCAAGUCUGGCUCUGGGGCGCCAGCAUGGGCCAUAGUUGGCGUGUUACUGGUGAUAUCGCCCCUCAGUGGGAAUCACUGGCCGCCAUCAUCAACUUCAACUCGUUUAUCACCCAGGCCACCGACUUUUAUGGCCACAACGAUAUGGAUAUGCUCCAACUUGGGAACGGUGGCCUGUCUCUUGACGAAGCCAAGUCGCAUUUCACGGCUUGGGCCUUGAUGAAAUCACCCCUGCUGAUCGGAACGAAUCUUUCUGCCAUCACUUCCGAUAUCCUUGGGAUCUUAACCAACAAAGAAAUUCUCGCUAUCAACCAGGACCCAGUUAUUGGCAAGAGCAUUUCACCCUUCCGGUGGGGAAUUAACCCCGAUUGGACAUCGAACAGCUCUUUCCCUGCACAAUACUGGAGUGGUCCUUCGCAGAACGGAACAGUUUUCAUGCUUCUAAACACCCUCAAUCAACCUGCUGACAUGUUCUUCAAUUUAACGGAAUCACCCUGGAUCCGCGCUGGCCGGCAAUACUCCGUACGAGAUCUUUGGUCUCAUACCAACAACGGAACAGCGGUCCGCAACUUCACGGCCCACUCGGUCCCUGCCCACGGAGUCGUUGCUCUUCUUCUCAAAGACGCUGGAAACGAACCAAGCGGAAUAUUUCCCCAAUGCUCAGUUUGGUGGCAAUGCAUAGACAAGAACGGAACCCACGUUGGCGGCUGA